AUGAAAGUGCCGACUCAAUUUGAAGAUUCAGUAUACAUUUGAGGCACUAUGAACGAAAAUGGCGAUAGGAAUACUUUUAACUCGAAAACUUCCUAGCAGUCCAGCUUUAUGUGAUGCUGAUGACGAUUACAUGACGAUUUGCUUGGUUGAUUGACUCUUUUGACAGAUUACGUCAUCCGCUGAUUAGACAGCUGUUUCAAUUAGGAUUUUUUGUAAUAAUCGAAAGCUAGAAACGUAAAUAGUGUAAUUGUGAUUUUAAAAUGUCUUACGCGUACUUGUUCAAAUAUAUAAUAAUUGGAGACACAGGUGUGGGCAAAUCCUGCCUGCUGCUCCAGUUUACGGACAAGCGUUUUCAACCUGUUCAUGAUCUGACGAUCGGCGUGGAAUUCGGAGCGCGCAUGAUCACCAUUGACAGCAAACAAAUCAAAUUGCAGAUCUGGGACACAGCUGGUCAAGAAGCGUUCAGGUCUAUCACGCGCUCGUACUACCGUGGCGCCGCGGGCGCGUUGCUCGUCUACGACAUCACGCGCAGGGAGACAUUCAAUCAUCUCACCACUUGGCUGGAUGAUGCCAGGCAGCAUUCCAACUCUAAUAUGGUCAUCAUGCUCAUUGGCAACAAAAGUGAUCUAGAGAGCCGUCGUGAGGUGAAAAAAGAAGAGGGAGAGGCAUUUGCGCGGGAGCAUGGCCUGGUGUUCAUGGAAACAUCUGCCAAAACGGCAGCCAAUGUGGAAGAAGCCUUCAUCAACACAGCCAAAGAAAUCUAUGAGAAGAUUCAGGAAGGCGUAUUCGAUAUAAACAACGAGGCGAACGGCAUAAAGAUAGGCCCCCAGCAUUCACCGACGAACCCAUCUUUGCCAGGAGCCGGCGGUAGCUCGGGAUCGCAAGGUUCCGGAUGCUGCUAGAGGUGCAAUUAAGGCCCCCCCACGCCAAACCAACCUUCUUACCCUGAAACACACCCCGCAAAGGGCUCCUUUCCCCACUUAUAUACCCUUAUUAUUACUAUUAUUAUUGUGUAAUGAAUGUAUGACUGGUCGGAGUAUGUACCACAUAAUGAAACUGUCAAAGUCGUCAACAAUGUCAAAGUUAGAGAACAUAGUUGCUUCAUAGGUACUAGCACUACAUAGUUGAACUGAGGAUAUGGUGUAAAUUAAAUGCGUCAAGUAGAUCGACUCGGUACUUGCCGUACUUUGCAUCAUUGGAUGAGAAUUUUAUAUGAAAUUAGUAAACUAAUAUGUACUUUCUUACUAUUAUCUUCGCCGAAAUUCAUCCGUUGUAUCUUAGAGUCUACUUUUUUAAUAAACUGAAUUCCUAAUAUAAAGGAUCUCGAUAAUGCCUGAAAUUGGUUCUAUCCCAUUAAGCAUGUCUUGAAGAUUAAAGAAUCUAAAGUGAAUGUAGUUCAGCACUUUUAAGAUUAUUAAUAUUCCUAGAUAGAUAAGAAAAUUUAGAUACCUUGGCACAAAUUGGCGACGUAUUUUGACACAGUUUUGUCGUGUGAUGAUAGUAUACGUCAGUGUUGAAGUGAUAUCCCCACAAAAUAGUAUAUUAUAUCCGGCAUGGACAUUUUGCAUAAAUGAUUAUUUUAAGUGAAAGUUACACGUAUUUUUAAUCUUCGGCGAUUGAUAACAUACAGGUUCGUACCAGCAUUAGUUUAAACUCAAUUCAGUUGCGGAUAAGUUUCAACAUUGGCAUGGAAUUUUGUGAUCAUAAUUAUAUACAGAAGUAGGCAAAGUUUUUUUUUUGAAUCAGGGGAAAUCCCUAUGUUUUUUUAUCAGAAACCCCGGCUUACAACAACUCUUACCCUAGAAAACCUUCAAGGAUCAUCCUGUAUGUGGGAAUAAUAUAUUCACUACAAUAGAAUUAAAAAAAAAUAGAUGAUUGGUACAAAAGUCCAAGAAGAGUUUGCUUAGUUUUGUGGUGAAUAUAUGGUACAAAAAAUAGCUUCUUAACAUACAGGCUUUGCAUUACAUUACUUGAAAGGGUAGGAUGUAACGUUCACAUUCGUGAACAAUAAUUAUUCUGUUAUGUGUGAACUGAUCGUCAACACGAAGAGAAAUUAGCAGGUGAAAAAUAAUAGAUCAAUAUUAAUAUAAUAUAUAAUAAGCUGACAGAAAAUGAUUUUAAAAAUUUAAUAGUUUUUUCUUUAUAGCAGCAGUGUAACUAUAUUCCAAUAUAUUUAAUACUACACAGCCUAUAACAUAUUCCGCUAUUACACAGCGUCAGUCAGCCACGCACCACAAUUGCGCAUGACAGCUUCUAGCGACGUGUGUCAAUUUGUCCAAAAAUUCUGGUAGUUUUAGGGAGUCGCGCUGAUGUGUAGUAUUAAGUAUGUGACUAUUGGCGGGAGACACAUCGUAAAGAUGGCGCUGCUAAAAUAAAAUAUGCCGGACUAAAGAUAGCUGGUUUGAAUCUUGUAUUUGCAGCUUCAGGCAUAACGUCGACUUAUAGUCGACUUAGAAAAACAUCUGCGGGCGCCCGUGUACUUCUUUUGGUGCUUUGCGUCCCGCAGCCUAGCAACAUUUACCGAAAUUUCAACUUUUUAUUGAAACCUGAAUAAAAGACGCUUGUAAACUUUUACACAGUUACUUUUUGCUAAAUAGUUACCCUCGCUAAUAUUACAGUUAAUUUCAGUACUGCGUUGCGUUUUGAGUGUAUCACGCGUGUUGACGACCGGAUCACAUUUGGCCGACUAUUCAAAUAGAUUUUUAUUUUUAUUUGUUAUUUUAUUUAUAGUUUUUGUAAUUUUAUUUUUUUAACUACGGCGUUGCAGGUUCGCUCGUGCGUUGCUGUCUCGUUUAGACAUCUCUACGUCAUUAUUAUGUUACGUUCCAAUAGUGUUUUGAUCUAAGUUACGUACUAUGGAAACCAAAAGUGUAUCGGAUAAUGUGUAUGUACGUUUGUCUCAGAUUUUUUAAUGUGAGCUUCAUGAGGAAAAUACAAAUUGUGUUUUAAUUGUAUCUGGUUGUGUCUUUUCUUUUGUGGCGCCCAACGAAGAUGCUCUGGUCCGAGCAGGAGGUCUCGCAACUUUACCAGUGAGUUUGAUGCUGGUCGAGUUUUUAGUUUUGGUAUUCAUAUCGGAAAUUGCCAACAAAAACCAAAGGCGAGUUAGAUGCCAAGAAAUGUCACAGCGUGUCUAGAAUGUCAGGCAGAGUUUUGUGUUUUUUAAAACACCUUCCUAAAACUAGAACAUUUUCCCAGGCACUUCGACUUUACUCUAGGAAAGCGAGCAGCAAUGGAACUACAACACCUUACAAAACGGUGAAACCACGUAGAACCAUAAAAGAUGACAGUAGCUUGGUAUGGAAGGAUCCAAACUUUGAACUCCUAGCUGCAAAUGGCUUUCCUCUUUUCUUACCUGGGGAUGUAGGGUUGGCAUGGUAUGACUCCCAGACAACCAUCAAGACCCAUCAUGAAUUAAUCAUGGAACAAAUUGAUGAUACUAGUGAUGGAAAUAGUAAAGGGAACAUGAUAUGUAGGGUUCACCCAUGCCCUACAGUAUUACGUAAAACAGUUGGAGACCUGUUCCCAUAUAGAACAUUUGAGGAAAGUUGUGAUCUCUCAGUUGUUACCAUCAGUCUAAAGCCAAACAUCAAGCUGAUGAGAAGUAACAAGGAGCUGGAAACUGAAAAACAAGCUCAAACUUUUCUCAUUGCCUCAAAGAAUAUUUGUGACAAACUGAGAAAGACUGGGUAUUGGGCAGACUUUAUAAAUCCUUUUUCUGGAAGGCCAUACUUUACACCAUCUUCUUUAAAAGAAUUGUAUGAAACUGACGAAAAAUUUAGGUGCAUGGAUUUUCAAAUAUUUGAAAUCAAAGAUUGCACUGUAGUAGCAAAUGAACAUGGGUCUUCUAAACAAUUUAUAGGUAGUAUGUUCACAACAGCUCCUUGCAACAAGAAUCAACUAAACACCAUUUUUACAUGAGAUAGCCAAAUGAGAAAUUUUCACAGUUGAACAAGGUUCAUAUUAGAGCUGUGGAUGUAUAUUUUCAAAAAAUUGUAAAUAAAAUUGUUAGAACAUA
This is a messenger RNA of Acanthoscelides obtectus, 4015 nucleotides long. NCBI's taxonomy places the organism in Eukaryota, Metazoa, Arthropoda, Insecta, Coleoptera, Chrysomelidae. The record is from the annotation of a GenBank genome assembly.